Molecule: messenger RNA, 1587 nt
Organism: Plasmodium inui San Antonio 1
Lineage: Eukaryota; Apicomplexa; Aconoidasida; Haemosporida; Plasmodiidae
Exons: 1
Coding region: 1-1587 (528 amino acids)
Biological process (GO): ubiquitin-dependent protein catabolic process
Cellular component (GO): nucleus
Molecular function (GO): ubiquitin protein ligase binding; ubiquitin binding
Source: RefSeq, a predicted model, not a curated record
AUGAGCUCCAUCAUCGUACGCCUGAGGUGCGAAGUUGGAAUGUAUCGCAUCGAAAUUAACAGUAACAAAAGACUGACCGAUUUGAAGAAUAAAAUUGAGGAACUAUUAAAUGUGCCAGUGGAGAAGCAGCGUCUUUUUCUUCAGGAGGAACCCAACGUCCCUUUGACAGACAAUGGGGCGCUUCUGGAACAGUGUAAGAUUACCCAUGGGUCUCUUCUACAUCUGAAGGGUGAGGUGAAGCCGACCCCGAAUGGUGGGAAGCGUCUGGAUGGUGAUGGGGAGGGAAGUGCCAAGUGGAGGAGCGACAAUGCAGGUAGCCACAAUGGGGGUAACCUCAAUGAGUGUAAUGCAACAGGUGGAAAGAUGAAAAAGGGGUUCGAACAGACACCAGGCGGUGGAUAUAGGGGCCUCGAUACGAUGGGUCACUCCCCUCGGAAGGAUCCUCUAACCCCCCAGAAGGGAAAAAACGAGGAAGGAAAAACCAACAACGAAAAGGAGAACAGCGAAAAAAACCAAGCCAAUUUCAAAUCUUUCGAUUACUUCCUAAAAAUGAGAGAGUAUAACACGACGGAUCUUCCACUAAAUCUGACGUACCAAUCGGUGUUUCUAACGAAGGGGCGAUUCAUUAAGAUCCCAUUGAGUGUGACGCUGAAGCAUCAGGAAUAUCGCCAUGUAGACCAUCUCGAAUUUAUGAACGUAGAGGAGGUGAAAAAUUUCGUUCAGUAUUGGUACACAAAUGGAAGCAUGACAGAACAGAGAGUCGGCUGGAUGUAUGGUUACUAUAGGGAAGACCCUCAUUACACUCUGGGAAUACGAGCCGUGUGCGAAUGUAUAUACGAACCUCCACAGAUAAAUGAGGUUGAUAAAGUUAAGCUGCUACCGGACGACUUUCUCGACUCUGUUGAUGUGAUUGCAAACCGAUUAGGUCUCGAAAGAAUUGGUUGGAUCUUUACACAUCUGCCAAGGAAAGAACACUUAACAUCGGAGGAAGUGGUCCAGAUAGCUAAAUUGCAGCUAGCUAAUUUGAAGAAAAAUGUACACUAUACUAAUUAUAGCGUUUCUAAUUUUGUAACUUGCACCAUUUCACCAGAUCCUAUGUUAAGUAACGAACCAGUGACGAAUGCCUUCAUGGUGUCCGACUUAGGGAUGGCAUUAAUUCGAUCCAAUUUGGUGGAUUCGACACAGACAGAUCCUUCCCUUAUACAACUGAGGAAUCCUGUACAGAAUGAGCUUCUUCCUCUCAUUCUAGAAGGAGGGAAAGAAACCAACAAGUUUGAUGCCGACUGGUUUAUUGUUCGUAUUAAUGAAUCAGCCCCUAAAGUCGUUAGGUCCCUUUUUAAAAACUUCCAUUUCCCCAGGGAAAAUCGGCUGCACUCGCCCACUGCCUACGAUGUAAAGGAGUACUUCUCCAGCCCCAAGUUGGAGAGGGGCACCAAUGGCAUGCAUAGGUGCUCCGACUUCCACUUGAUUUUGUUCGCCUGCCGCGUGCUCGACAUGGAGACUGCGCUCGCUCUCUGCGACGCCGCGCUCAGGAAGAAGGAGAUCGACCCCAUCAUGGAGGAGAUCCUCACCUCGAUGAAGCGGUGA